Molecule: messenger RNA, 909 nt
Organism: Polychytrium aggregatum
Lineage: Eukaryota; Fungi; Chytridiomycota; Chytridiomycetes; Polychytriales
Exons: 2
Coding region: 109-765 (218 amino acids)
Source: RefSeq, a predicted model, not a curated record
CAGCAUCGAGACAACCCCCAGACCCGACCAAGGACAACCACCAAGCGGUUCGUGGGUGUCCAUCCGACCCACCGUUAUCGCUGAUGCGUCGACUGCCGCCGCAAGGGCAUGUGUGUCGCAGCAGCGAGCGGCUAUGUGCGAAUGGUCUCGCCCAGCACAGACCAGCAUCUCCCGCUGGUGGGGCAACUGACUGUGGGAAACCCAGCACAAGCAGGCAGCCCGAACAGCUUGGUUCCCGCAGCUGGACUACCAUGGCAUCAUGCGUUGUCGAUACGAGGCCUCUAUUCAUCCUCUCAUCUGGCUCCGAUUGUGAUCCCGAUCCGGUAUCUAAGCAUCAGCUGCCAGGACAGCGCACAGCCGUUGUCUCUUAGAGAUCGCCAUGGAACAGCGUCCUCGUUGGUCGCUGCACUCUCCAACCGUUGUGCUGCUGGGAUGCCCCUGAAGCCUUUGCUGGCUGUGGUUUGUCGCCGGCCUGAUAGACUCCGAUGGACGGAUCGUCGUCCGAGGAGUUUGAUUCGGCUGAGCACACCCUCUCUUGAGCCUUCAGGCUGCCUUUCGACGCCGCCUUGGUGGUUUCGCCAGGGAGCUCGUCGACAUCGAGACACGCGUGGCCAUCGAGGUCGGCAGCGGAGUCGAUCAUACAUACUGGACGGCCGAGGCUGCCUCUGGCACUGCAAAUUCGUCCGCGCGUGCAAAGCCACAGAGCGGUUCAUCAAACAGGCCGUCCAUGUCAUCCGUCGAGUGCUUCUUGGUCGCCUCUGCUGACAUCCUCAGGUCCUCCAAAAUCUGGUUGAUCGACCGAGACCUUCGCUCCACCAGCAUCUCCUUCGUGGCCGCAGCUUCGCUGGUGGGCGACUCUAAAGCGAACUGAACACCUUCGUCAGCCUUCCGAACAGAUGACCGUUUGGA